GCCCGAAACCCAAUCCCUCUUUCCGCAGGCCAGGAGCAACAAGUACGGGAUCUGUACUACAAACGCGUGCGGACGAAGUGUGCGGAUGAAAUAAGAGAUUUCGCAUCUUGCGCCCUCAACCGCACCAUUAGCGCCACUUGGGCCUGCCGGCCGCAACGCCUCGCUAUGAACGCCUGCAUGGUGCAGCACGCGACACAAGCUGAGCAAGACGCCGCGCGGGAGGAUUGGUUCCUGGGGAUGGAUGCACGGCGGAAAGAACGCGAAGAGAAGGAAGCGAAGCGGAUUGAGCAGGAGAAGUUUCAUCGCGAGUGGUGGGGGCUGGAUGAGCGGGGGCGG
Mytilinidion resinicola is the source of this 336-nucleotide messenger RNA. RefSeq lists its product as uncharacterized. The record is from RefSeq and is a predicted model, not a curated record. The annotation marks the transcript as partial. Lineage: Eukaryota; Fungi; Ascomycota; Dothideomycetes; Mytilinidiales; Mytilinidiaceae. The transcript is spliced from 2 exons. Gene Ontology annotation, cellular component: mitochondrion.